GCGGGGCUCUCAGUGGAGCUGCGUACAGUGAACGGACUACACAGCAAUGCGGACGAAGAAGGGCAAAAACGAGGGGAAUAGUCCGGUUUUCUCUAACAACCCGGCGAGUCGGGGCUUUGCUUGGUCGUGAGGCAUCAUUUAACAGGGGUUCCGUCUCUGAAACCACACAUAAAAGGACAAUAACUGGCUUGGAAGUAUCUCCGGGGCGGAUAUUUUCCCGACAAAACCGUCACCCACAUUCGUAUUCCCAGCCCCGGUCGUGAGAAAUAGUCCUCUAAAAGAAUGAUUGCUUGAAUAUUUUUAUACUGUCUUGUAGCCUUUUUUUGCCAGCAACGCUUCCCAUUUUUACAGACUCGCUAUGGUGGACUCUCCUACCAUGAGGAAGACUUUUGUGGUCCCAGACAUAAAGCCAUUGGAUUUGUAUGACUGUACUAAAGCAAAAAUAUGCGCAAGUGUCGGCUGGCUAUUGGCAAAGUCCUACGGCAGUGCAGAGAAUGUUCCUGCAGAGCUCCGUGACCCCUUCUAUUGUGACCAGUAUGAGCAGGAGCACCUCAAACCACCAGUGACGCGCCUCCUGCAGUCCUCAGAGCUCUACUGCCGCACCUACAGCCUUUUACUGGGGGGCAGCGAGGCACAGCCCAAAGACAACAUCGCCCUGGUGCAGCUCCUCACUCAGAGAGGCAUUCUCUCCAAAGACCAGGACGCAGCGGUGACUGAUGCAGACCUCCGACAUAAACCCAUCAAAAUGAGUGCUCACCUGGCAGUGAUGGAUGCCCUGAUGGCUAUGGGAGCCAUGGAGACGGUGACUGCGGUGAAGACAUGUGGUUCUGCUGAGCUUCUGGGUGGAUCCUCCAGCUGGGAGGAUGCUCUGCUUUAUUGGGUUAAUGAGCUAAACCAGAAGUUGAAAGAAUGUUCUGAAGGAGCCCAGAGUGACACGUCUCAGGCCAUUACAGAGCCCCAACCUGUUCAACCCUCUCUCCGCUACAGAAAGGAUAAAAUUCAGUCCAAACAGAAGCCUAUCUUUCCAGUGGUGAAUGAAGUCAAAGACCUGUCCAGUGGUUGUGCUGUUGCUGCAGUCAUACAUUACUAUUGCCCUGGCUUGCUAAGACUUGAAGAUGUUUGUAUGAAGGAGUCCAUGUCUGUAGCAGACAGCUUGUACAAUCUGCAGUUCAUCCAUGAGUUCUGUGACAGCUGUCUAAAGAGCUGCUGCCACUUGACUCUGGAGGACAUGCUAUACACACCACAGGAGCUUCAGCUCAACUUGUUGAGCUUCCUAGCAGAACUGCUUAGUUGGUUUGAAGUACGAAGGCCAGAAUUUGUUCAGCCAAUAGACACAUUAGAUGGAUCCACAUCAGUAACACCAAAUAGCUUGAGUGGUAACAGUACUUCACCUUCUAUCUUCAAGAAGCCUUUCCUCCCCAUCUCCUCUCUUCCAUCAGGAUCUUUGACUCAGUCUACCUCAAUGUCUCAUAUAGAAGGAGUUGGGAAGACAUGGAGCAAGAAACCUCUCAGUCGCCCCAUGUCAGCAGUAUCCUUCAGCAUUCCUUUUGGCCUGGACAGUGAUGUAGACAUUGUGAUGGGCAACCCUGUGAUAACCCGCUCUAUGAGUUCAGACCAACUCAACCCAGCUGGCCAAAACAUGACCCGGGUGCCCUUCAGUCCCCCUGAAGACCUCAGCAAUCUGCUGAGCAAACCACCGGGCCCCAACGGUCCCCAGAGAGCUUCCUGGGCCACUCAGACUCCCAGUAUUCCAAGGCUGGCAGAGGAAAAUGGCCUUGCGGCAAGUGAAACAGGAGAGCUGCCUACCAUUGAAGAGGCUCUCCAAAUUAUUCACAAUGAGAGCAAGAUGGAGCCUCGUUUACACCCAGAUGGGGCUCCUGAUGGCUUCUACCUCCACUCUCCCGAUGACCCUGCUAGUUCUAGACAUAACAGCAACUUAGCACCCAUCAGCUGCUCUGCCCCUACACGCUCAGGAAUGAUGUACCGGCCCACGGGAGAGUCCAGGGUGCCUACUCGCACCAGGAAUACCUCUGAAUGUUCACGAGAUGAUGACUCAGUCUUGAGAGACGGCAGUGUGGACUCGGAUGCAUCAGAAGACCUCCCUAAAGCCCAGUCCACUCCGACGACACCGGCUGCUGGCGCACACUCUGCUAGAGGCCAUGGCAAAGAGGUGUCUGACAGUGGUGUGAAGAUGACCAGCUUUGCAGAACGCAAAAAGAAGCAGAUUAUGGAUUCUCCCAAAGCCAGCGAACCCUCUUCUCCUCAGAUGACCACGUGGGCACAAAAGUCUGAAGAAAUCCCCAGCAGUAGCCCACAACUCAAUAAUGAGAUGUCUGAGCUGGGCGUUCGGCUCGAAGAAAAGCGCAAGGCUAUCGAAGCCCAGAAGAAACGCAUUGAGGCAAUUUUUGCUAAACACCGGCAAAGACUGGGAAAGAGUGCCUUUCUGCAGUUAAAGAAGGAGCAGCGUGAGGAUGAAGGCGAGGGGGAAGGAGGGGAUGGGCAGGUCAGCACCUCAUCCACGGAAGAAGAACUCUCUCGUUUGGCACUGGAAGAAAGGCUAGCUCGAAUGGAAGAGGACGAGCAGCAGGAACUAGACAAACAGCGGCGCUCAGUGGAGGAUGAGGGUAAUGUUAAAGUAGGACUCAAACAGGUCAGUCACUCCAAAGAAAAGCCGGGUACCCCAGGAGAGAAGAGCUCUGGGACACCUGCUGAGAAAAUGGUAGCUCCACUAGGGGACUAUAACAAUGCUGUAUCCAAGCUGACGGCAGCUCUUAGCUCCCUGCAAAGUGACAUGCAGAGGCUUACUGAGCAGCAGAACCAGCUAAUCAACAAAAAAGCUCCAGCUUCCAGCAACAAAUCCUGGGUCAUUCCAGCAAGCCCUAAAACCUCCACCCCAGCCCCUGCACGUCUGCCACGAGAAUCCACCCGAGAUUUAAAUUCAUUCUCCUCUUCUCCGUCUCCAUCUCGCAAAACCACAAACCACAACACUCCUCCUAAAUCUCCUCAUAUCCAUAGAAGAGCCCAAUCUGUGCCCCCUAAAAGCCCCAAACACCACCAAAAUAGUCGUCCCUUGGACGUUAAGGUCCCAACCCUCUCGAGGGUUCUCAACACACCUCAAAGCGUGGACCGCAUCCCCCACCUUCGUCGUGGAAAUCCCUGGCAAUCCCAAGUCCAGACUUCAUCCUCAUUCUCCAUUGGUGACUCUGACAGCCUAGAUGAGCUGCGCUCAUCUGGACCAUCUCCUGUCCCUACACCUAAACUGACCCCUAUACCAACUCCUACCCCGACUCCCCAACCUGCAUCAGAUGACAUGCUGUCAGAGGUAGGCUCCAAUGACGAUCAUAGUAUAUUUAGCAUGGACCUAGAGGCCGAGCCCUUGCAUGGUCCUUCGGCUAAGAAGGACGGGCUUGUAGGUGCUGGCUGCAGCUCUGGUGCCGCAUCGGAGUGCUCCUUUGAGAGUGAUGUCCCUGCAGGGAUUGUGAAUGGCAAACGCAGCAGCCUGAUAGAGAUCUCGCUGUCUGCUUUGCGAGGAGACGCAGAGGAGGAUGACCAAGUACCUGACGCUUUCUCUGACUCGAUGAGUGACUGGACAGAGCCGGAGGGGAAAGCAGGGGUUGGUUUCUUUUUCAAGGAUGACAAGGAGCGACCAGAGGAUGAAAUGGCCCAGCGAAGAGCAGCUUUGCUGCAGAAACAGCAGAAGAGAGCAGAAGAGCUGAAAAGACGCAAACUUGAACAAGAAAAAGAGUCAAACAAGCCUCAGUGGAUGAUCAUCGAGGGCUGGGGGAAUAAGAGUGAGGACAGACCCCAGACCCCAGGCACCCCUCCAGCAUCAUGCACCCCACCAGUAGAGGGGACUCCACAGCGCAGAGGCGACUUCACUAAGCUGGAGUAUGAGAGGAGACAUCAGCUGAAGAUCAUGGAAGACUUGGACAAGGUGCUGAGGCAGAAACCCACCACGGUUCGCGGUGUCAAGAAGCAGCGACCCAAAACUGUGUUCAGAGAUGACUCUGUUCUCCCUCAUAGCCCUGUCAAGGGUUUCAUGGGCACCAAGCUGAACAAAGUGUACUCCCACUCAACCAUGAACCUGUCCUCCAUGGCUAAUGACCUGACUGUCAGGAAGUCUCCUAGCCGUUCACACUCUCCCUCCCGGCUAAUGUCACCGGGCACCAGGCGAACAAGUGCUCAGAAUGGAGAGAAGGACUGGGAGAAUGGCUCCACUAUUUCGUCUCCUGCCUCAAUCCCGGAAUACACAGGACCAAAACUGUACAAGGAGCCUAGCUUUAAGUCCAACAAGUUCAUCAUCCACAAUGCUAUCACUCGCUGCUGCCUGGCCGGCAAGGUCAAUGAACCACAGAAAAACAAGAUUGUAGAGGAUAUGGAGAAGAGCACAGCCAACCACUUCCUCAUCCUCUUCAGAGACACCAGCUGCCAGUUCAGAGCAGUUUACACCAUGAAUCCUGAAAAUGAGGAGAUGGUACGGCUCACUGGCAUUGGCCCCCGGAUCAUCGCACCUGAGAUGGUUGAGUCCAUUUACAAAUACAGCUCUGACCGCAAGCAGUUCACUGUCAUCCCGUCCAAAACCAUGUCCAUGAGUGUUGACGCCUUCACCAUCCCCGGCCACUUUUGGCAAAAGCGCCCAGGGACUCCCAAGAAGCUUGGCACUCCCAAAUAAAGACAUACCCAAGAUAAGGUAGAGAUGUUACCUUUCAGGGAACCAACUCCCAACUUGACUCCUAUUGUCAUCUAUUUUGGCCAGUGAGGCACUUGAGAUUGUUCAUUACCCAGUGAGACUAGCAGUGGACAGCAUGACUGAUUAGGCUUUUGGCCAGCUAACAACCUGGACCCCGAGAAUAAUAACUCUAUAUGCCAAGAGAAAGGGCCAGUCACUCAUUCAGCAAAUGUAGUCACAAUAGCUCUAUUGAGAGCUUCUGAAUGGCUCUCCCUGGUCUACCUAGAUUGUAAAAUGUAAUGUGAGUGAUUCUGUCCGGAAGAAAAAUUCUCUAUACCUUGCACCCUGCCUCCUCAUGCCUUGCCUUACCCUGCCCCCAGAGUCAUUUUUGCGACUCCUAGGUAAGAAAAAGAGGGGACAACCACACUGCCUUUGCCCACACAACAGUAUUUUGGGCCAGAGUAGUUCCCGCCCCUCUCAGUUCUGCUUGCUUUUCCUUUUGCUGCCUUUUCUUCUUCUUCUUCUUCCAGGGCUCACUCUCUCUCCAGUCUGAGACAAAUGGCUCAGCUCUCAGUUCUGAUAGGAGAUCUCAGCUGAAAAUGAAUAGCAGGUAACACUGCUCUCAUAUGAAUGUAGAGCACACACUUAACUACUCAUUCCAUUCAGGGGUGUUUUCACUGGUUGGUAAGGACCAGAAAAUGCCAUAGUGGGUAGUUCCUCUGUGGGCUGCACUGGUGGUGGCUACUGUGGUUGUCCGUGGACUUGCACACCUAGAAACUGCCUGUGCCCCCAUAGUUUGUGCAUUCCACUCCAUUCCAACUCUCCUUCAGCUGUAGACAACUGGAUGUUUUUUUUAUACUAUUUUGACAUAUUUUUGCUGGACAAAUCGCUUCGGCCUUUGAGAGCUGAAAGAAGAAUGAUAUUCAUGUGACUUUUUCCUCUUAACUUGCUUUCUCAUUUUCAACAUGUGAUGAAUUGAAAUGUUAUCUGAGCUUACCUUGAAAAAAAAAAUACUGGAAACAUGAAGGAGGGCUUUAUCAUGUUUAUCAUUACGUGGAUACAGCUCUGUGUGAAAAUGAUAAUCAAUGCUGAUUUAAUAUAUACUGAAUGCUGAUUACUUUGAUUUUUUUUGACAAUGAUUUGUAAAAUAAGUUGACCUUUGUAAAGCUACGAAUAAGCUAGCCUGCUGCUUAAGCAUUAGUGAGAUGGAUGUUUGAGAUGAGAAUGAGUGAAUGAGAACGAAUAGAAAUUGUCAAACAGCUGAAAAUUGCUGCAACAUUUUGUCUAGGGAUUAAUAAAUCCUUUAGGUCACUAGGAGUCUGUUUCCUGUUAUGAUUCCCUGUUUGUCCCUGUAUUUAAACUGUAGGUUUCUUAAUGAAGGAUCAUUCCGGACUGUAACAGCCCUCAUCUUCCCCUCAUAGUCUCUUGAGACUCCUUGAUGUGUAACUGGGGGAAUUUAAAACGCCAAACAGUUGUUGUUGGGUUUUUUUGCCAGUGUGUCCAUGCUUUUAAGAAAAACACUUGACCCUGCAGUUGGUUGUGAUCAGGUCAAUUAUCACCACAAAAUCUGUGGGAAAUUGGCCUUCUUCCCUCACUUUGCAGUCUUAAGCACUACAGCAGCUGCGAUGGAGCAGCUGUCUUUCAAAUCACUGACUGCCUCUAACAAAUGUGUAAAAUAUAAAAAGAUGAUUGAUAAAAGUGUGAGUGUCGGAGUGCAUAUGGAAUUGGUGGAUGUUUGUAUUUAUGUUUGUAAAGAGUAGUAUGUGGUAGUUGAACACUAUUUUGAUUCUGUGCAAUUCUCCCCUAGAAAUCCCCAUUUCACGCAGAGGUGUAUUUAUUUAGUUUGUAUUAGAUGGUGCAUUUGAUGUUUAGUUUCAGGUUCAACUUUUGUCUUUUUUUGGAUGGUAAGUCACUCAUUCAUUUCAUAGACAUUGUCAUAACUUUUAUGUUGUUUUUCAUUCUCUUCUGUUUAAAUCAGUGCCAGCACAUUAUGUAUGUCCAUUUCAUAAACUGACUAUCCUUGGCAACUGGACCAGACGAAUAAAAAUCUUUUUAAAUCAUC
Messenger RNA from Micropterus salmoides (largemouth bass), 6731 nucleotides. RefSeq names its product calmodulin regulated spectrin-associated protein family, member 3 (gene camsap3). Gene Ontology annotation, biological process: cytoplasmic microtubule organization; negative regulation of microtubule depolymerization; neuron projection development. Gene Ontology annotation, molecular function: spectrin binding; calmodulin binding; microtubule minus-end binding. The record is from RefSeq and is a predicted model, not a curated record. Gene Ontology annotation, cellular component: microtubule minus-end. Lineage: Eukaryota; Metazoa; Chordata; Actinopteri; Centrarchiformes; Centrarchidae. The transcript is spliced from 17 exons. The coding region runs from base 359 to 4672 and encodes 1437 amino acids.